This is a messenger RNA of Glossina fuscipes, 652 nucleotides long. Its product is annotated as zinc transporter 10-like. Lineage: Eukaryota; Metazoa; Arthropoda; Insecta; Diptera; Glossinidae. Bases 98 to 328 code for a protein of 76 amino acids. The transcript has 2 exons. The record is from RefSeq and is a predicted model, not a curated record. Gene Ontology annotation, cellular component: membrane. Gene Ontology annotation, molecular function: zinc ion transmembrane transporter activity. Gene Ontology annotation, biological process: zinc ion transmembrane transport; detoxification of zinc ion; intracellular zinc ion homeostasis.
GGGAGCAGCAAGCGUUUUACUUUAUUAAUUGUAUUUUAUUCAGAUAAAAUAUUUAAAACAAAAGGAAAUCGCAAACGUUUAUACCCCAAUACGCUGGAUGAGCAAAAUGCAACUUUUUGUAUUUGCUAAAAUGUCCAAAUACUCAGGUAAAAAAUGUCGCUUACUUUCCAUGAUGCUGUUGACCGGUUUUUUCUUCUUUGUGGAAAUCGUUGUCGGCUAUGUAACAAAUUCCAUGUCUUUGGUAGCUGACAGCUUUCAUAUGCUGGGCGAUAUAGCUGCGCUCGUCAUAUCCUUUCUAUCAGUUAAAGUAAGAUAUGGAAAUCAAUAAUUUCAAUAUAAUUCAUUGACAAAUCACUUAUUAUUAUUUAGUAGUAAACGCAUUGUAAUGGACUAUAGCCUACCAUCCAUCGUUAAAUACCACUUCGGAGGUAAUCAAAAUGUAAAAAACAUUGUAAACAUGGGAUGAACAGACGAACAGACGAAACUUAAAACGAUUCAGAAAGUGAUUCAGCAAUUCAGCGAUUCGAUUGUUAUAACAGAAGGGUGGUGGGCGGUCCUAGCUUGAGUCACUCUAAGUGUUGUAUACAUGCACAAACUUAAUAUAUACUUGUACUGCAUAUGCAUAUGGUGUAGGGUAUAAACACUUCAUAAG